CAAUGCCGAUGAGGGGAUUGCUGGACCAGCCUCGACUGACCACAAUUGGAUCCAAGGGCAUUGGUACGGACUUGGCCUGAGAUUUGCCCAGAGCGAAGUUCGGGUCUAUUCUUGGCAACAUACUCUGGGGUAGAACUCUGGGGUAUGAGAUUGAGAUCUAACUAACAUGUCUCCGGAGAUCGCAUCGACUUCUAGGGGGCAUUGAUGUUCGGGGUAAUCAUGCUCUGCUUCGCCGGCCGGUGCGAGGGUAUAAGACCACCAAUACUCUUCAAUGAAUCUCACGAGAAUCCAGCAUCUAGUUUUCGUCGAAGAAAGAACCUUAGCAUCUAAAGAGUCAAAGAUGGGCGCCACCAUGACUGAUAUCGAAAAGGAACCUGUUGCCGCUGCGCACAUAGAUGCCACCAAACACACCGACGUCACGAAUCAGGAGGUGGACAUGUCGAUCGUCGACGACCCGACCUUCCUCAAGGAGGAGAAGAAGGUUGUACUAAAGCAGGAUCUCGUCAUCAUGCCUUGCCUUGCCCUUGGGUUGUUUUUCGCGUAUUUGGAUCGUGGAGCCAUUGGGAACGCUCGAGUGCUAGGAAUGCAGGACGAGUUGAACUUCACCCCUCAGCAGUUCUACAACUGCGUGAUGAUGUUCUAUGUUGGCUAUAUGCUUUUCGACUUGCCUGCGGCACUGGCCCUUCGAUAUAUCAAACCUCGAUUCGUCAUAGGCACUGCUUUGGUCGUUUUUGGCACACUGGCAGCAUUGCUCGCAGUGGUCAAGUCAUACGCAGCCAUCAUGGUGAUCCGAGUCGGCAUUGGAUUGGGCGAGUGCUUCGUCAACGUUGCUUGGAUAUUUGCCAGUCAGUGGUAUAAGCCUAGCGAGAUGGGUCUCCGAGCCGGACUCUUGUAUUGUAUGACUCCAAUUGCAGGAGCUUUUAGCGGACUCAUCGCCUAUGCCAUUGGUAUUACGAUGGAGGGGAGGAACGGACUCAACGCCUGGGAAUGGCUUUUCAUCGUUGAAGGCUGUAUGACAGUCGGCUUCGGAAUCGUCGUUUGGGUGGUAUUCCAAGGCUUUCCCGAGGAUGUUGCUAGAGAAGGAAGCUGGCUGUUCAGAUCUCAAAGGGAACGUAACAUCAUACGGGCAAGGUUCAAGUUGUCACAAAACAUCGAAGGCGCUAAGGCUCGCUGGCAUCUGUUUGUUCUCGCUCUCAAAGACCCGAAGAUCUACGCAGGCUCCAUGAUUUUAGGGGCUCAGGGUGUUGGGAUCGGGUCCUUUUCUGUCUUCCUCCCUACCUUUGUUCGAGAAUUUGGCUUCGGUCGUCUCCAGACCCAACUCAUCACUAUUAUCCCCUACUCGUUCGCCAUUGUUGGUCUCUUCGGUCUGUCUUACCUUUCUGACAAGGUGCCUCGAAGAGCACCAAUGGUGAUCGCGCUACUCGGAACCACCGCUACCGGCUUCAUCAUCCUUCUCUCUACGACGAACACGAUCGCAUUGGUUGCUGGCUCCUGCUUUGUUGCGGGCGGUGCUUACCCGUGUCUUGUGAUAUCUGUCGCUUGGACCAUCACAUUGCACGGGGGUUAUACGAAACGGGCCACCGCAACCACUGCGUCGAGCAUCGUUAUUCAAGGCCUCAGUAUGGUUUCUUCUCAAGUCUACAGACACCCCCCAAGGUUCUUUCUGGGACACGGCUUCAGCCUGGGGGUCUACCUAGUUUCAAUGUGCACAGCAUAUUGGCUAUACCGACACGUCAUCCGGGAGAAUAGGAAGAGGGAGCAGACUAGGCAGGAGUGGGCGGCUCGCGGAGAGAUCAACCCGUUGUCAAGCAAGACCUUUGAGGAUCUUGGAGACUUUCACCCAGAUUACAGAUACACUCUCUAAGCUCAGAGAGGAUUACUGCACGCUUUAGAAGCCCU
Messenger RNA from Exophiala mesophila, 1899 nucleotides. RefSeq lists its product as uncharacterized. Gene Ontology annotation, biological process: transmembrane transport. Gene Ontology annotation, cellular component: membrane. Bases 272 to 1864 code for a protein of 530 amino acids. Gene Ontology annotation, molecular function: transmembrane transporter activity. NCBI's taxonomy places the organism in Eukaryota, Fungi, Ascomycota, Eurotiomycetes, Chaetothyriales, Herpotrichiellaceae. The transcript is spliced from 5 exons. The record is from RefSeq and is a predicted model, not a curated record.